CCCUCGAGCGCGUGUACGUUUUUUUCUUUUUUUCCUUCGCAGCGCACGCUGUGUUUGUGUUCUUUGCAUCUUUCAAUCUCGUUCGCUGCGAUGUGGGGUCUGCCAGUUCGCUGUGGAGCGGCGUGCUGUGUCAAGUGACGGAUGAAAUUUUCGCGCGCGCUCCGUAUUUUUGGCAGUGAUGCGAUUAGAGAUCACGGUGCCUGUGUCCACACUGCUGCAGUCCACGGAUUUGACGUGAUCACGUUGUCUUCGACGUGUUGAAAGCAGGUUUCGUUCACUAGCCAAAGAGGAUACUAUUUCGUGCCGUGAGUGGUGGAUUGAUAGCAACGUUGAGCCUUAUGGUGCACAAGCGCAGACGGUGCACUCCACUACUCCUCUGUGUAGCCGGCUGAAAUCUAAAGAGGAGCGACCAUGACAGCCGAGAUUCCAGUGUGGGUUGGAGGCGUCCAAAAAUGGGUGACGGGUAUAACCAAGAGAACGACAUGCGAAGACAUCGUGCGAGCAGUCCUGGCGUCAUCCAGAUCUUCCCGUCACAAGUCUUCUGAGUCUUCCAGUCGCGACCCCAGGAAUUAUGCGCUGGUCGAACGUUGGCCCAGAGGAGAGCGUCCUCUCGACAACCAGUCUCGAAUACUCAAGCACUGGAAGUCCUGUGGCGAGGAACAAUCGAAGGUCCGGUUCACACUCAGGAAAGUAUCUUCAACAUCUAGCUCGUCCUCUUCCUCAUCACCAACAGCGACUUCACUAGAAUCAAAGACGUCUGAUCCGAGGACGUCUUCGAAAAGUCGUUACUACCGUCACCAUCGGAGGAAACACUCGUGGACAUCAUCAUCGUCUUCGUCAUCCCCGUCCAGGUUCAAAGCGAUUCACCCCAAAAAGCUUCUACCAACUGGAAGGCAUGCAGGAGAUGCUAACGACAGAGAAAUCAGGGACCUCAUUAAGACUGUUAUCUGCCAAGGCGAGAAACUAGAUCGACAGACCGGACUUCUGUCGAAGAAAGACGACGAGAUCGAGUAUUAUGAAACCCUCAUACACGCGAUGAGGGUUGAAGAGAUGGGAGUCAACUAUCUUCUUGACACCUACUUGGAAGGAAGCGAAGAAGGUUGCAGAACUACAGCGGAAGCUCCAAAACGCGAAAGCGUUCAACAGACAGUGCAGCAUUACGAAAAGGUCCUCGAUAUCUGUCGAAAGAUAGUCAUCGAAGAAGAAAAAAUACGAGACCUGUCGACGCAGCUUCGAGAGAGUGUUUCGAUCGCCGAGGGACGCGACAGAACGACCGCGGAAAUCUCCAGCACGCAAUCUGAAAUACAAAGACUGGCUGCCGUGAACGAGUCACAGCGCGAGACAAUAGACAGGAACUGUCGGACUAUUUUAGACUGCGAGCGUAUCCUCCAAGAGAAAGGACAUUGCGUGAGGAACAUGGAGGAAGAAAUGAGAAUACUUGAAGACGAGAAUGUUCUUCUGGAGCGGGACUUAAGUCUGCUUUCUCAGCAGCAACAGUGGACAGAUGUGGUGGGAGAGUGUUCCGGCGGGGAUUGUUCAGCGCGAUGCGCUAGUGACUCGUACGAGUGCAAUGACUCCAACUCAGACACGGGUAUCAGCUCCCUCCAUAGUAGCAGUGACGACGGCGUCUAUGUCCUCGAUACUCUCGUGUGAGGUCACUCUUGUGGUGGGUCGCCGCACUUUCAGAAGAUGGUGCUUGUGUUGUUGUGACAUUGUUCGGACGUGUACAUUUCGACAGUGAUGUAUUGUAUAUAUGGCGCGUGAGACACUGUAAAGUAGAAGGUAUGUUCAAGAAUACUGACAAUCUAUAUACGUAUAUUGUAAAGAAGCUGAUUUCCAAAGGAGCUUUUCUAUUGUGAUUGAGGUAGAAGAGAGCUAAUACUCGCCGUACAUCUCAUCCCAAAACCAUCUCGCUUUCUUUGUGAUUUUAUCUCCCAUUUCUCUUUUUCUUUUUAUGCACCAGAUAUGAGUGAAAGAGAAGAAGCAACUUGUUCUCAGCACUUUGUUUGUUUCAGUAGCAUUCUUACUUACUGUCAGGUUCAAUAGUAAUGUUUCCAUUAUUGAGUACUAUUGGUUUUCAUAAUGUACAGUGAACGUCUGCAUGUGUAAUAUAAAGUAAGGAAUAGUACUGACGGAGAAAUACGACGAAGGGGUACUAGCCUUCUUUAGCUAGGAAACGAGCUUUACAUUUGAACCAAAACAAGUGCACCUGUAGAGAUGUUCUGAAGGCUGUAUGUAGUACUAUAAUAAUUGAAAUGACUGGUAAAGUACUUCAAUUGUAACUUUU
This is a messenger RNA of Ornithodoros turicata, 2287 nucleotides long. Its product is annotated as ras association domain-containing protein 10-like. Gene Ontology annotation, biological process: signal transduction. Lineage: Eukaryota; Metazoa; Arthropoda; Arachnida; Ixodida; Argasidae. The transcript is spliced from 3 exons. The record is from RefSeq and is a predicted model, not a curated record. Bases 412 to 1653 code for a protein of 413 amino acids.